AUGACAUACGUCUAUGAUCAUUUAAAGAGUGUAAGAUCAAAAACAAUAUUUUGUGUAACAUUUUUAGGAGGAGCUUUGGGAUCAAAACCAACAGCCCUCUUUUCCCACGAACAAUACACCACUGAAUUCAAGGGAUGGGUUGGUCAGUUUGAGAAAAACUAUGAAUCCCAUGAAUUCCUCAAUCGUUUUGACAUUUUCAAAAAGAACAUGGAUUACAUCAAGACAUGGAAUGACAAGUCGGUCGAUCACAAGCUCGAGUUGAACACCUUGGCCGAUUUGACCGACAAGGAAUACCAACGUUUAUACCUCGGAACCAAGGUCAAUGGUGCUCUCCGUGUUGGUCUCAAUCAUGCCGACGAAAGAGAUUUUGGUCACAUCAAGUCUGUCUUUAGCAACGUCAAGGAUAAUCCCAACGUCGAUUGGAGAAAACAAGGUGCUGUCUCUCACGUUAAAAAUCAAGGUCAAUGUGGUUCUUGUUGGUCAUUCUCUUCAACUGGAGCAAUUGAAGGAGCUCAUGCAAUCAAGACUGGUGAAAUGAUUUCAUUAUCUGAACAACAACUUGUUGAUUGUUCAAAGCGUUACGGUAAUAACGGAUGUAAUGGAGGGUUAAUGACAUUGGCCUUUGACUAUGUUAUUGAUGCUGGAGGUCUUGAAUCUGAAGAAGCCUACCCAUACACCACCACUGAUACAUCUGCUUGUAUGUUUAACUCUACCAAUGCUGUCACCUCUAUUAGCGACCACCAAAACAUCCGUGCUGGAAAUGAAAAACACUUGGAAACUGUUCUUCGUAAUGUUGGUCCAGUCUCUGUUGCCAUCGAUGCCUCACCAAGAUCAUUCAGAUUCUACAAGUCUGGUAUCUUUUACGCACCUGAAUGCUCUUCCUCUCAAUUGGAUCAUGGUGUCUUGGCUGUUGGUUUUGGAAAGGGUAACCCAGAAUCAAACUUUGAAAACAAGGUCUCCUUUAUCCACGAUGAUACCAAGAACAAUGAAUACUACAUUGUAAAGAACUCGUGGGGGUCAGACUGGGGUUCGAAUGGAUUCAUUUACAUGUCAAAGAAUAGAAAGAAUAACUGUGGUAUUGCUACAAUGGCUACUUAUCCAACAAUCUAA
This is a messenger RNA of Cavenderia fasciculata, 1110 nucleotides long. RefSeq lists its product as uncharacterized. Gene Ontology annotation, cellular component: lysosome. The record is from RefSeq and is a predicted model, not a curated record. The coding region runs from base 1 to 1110 and encodes 369 amino acids. The transcript is spliced from 4 exons. Gene Ontology annotation, molecular function: cysteine-type endopeptidase activity. Lineage: Eukaryota; Evosea; Eumycetozoa; Acytosteliales; Cavenderiaceae. Gene Ontology annotation, biological process: immune response.